Messenger RNA from Penicillium brasilianum, 1338 nucleotides. NCBI's taxonomy places the organism in Eukaryota, Fungi, Ascomycota, Eurotiomycetes, Eurotiales, Aspergillaceae. The record is from the annotation of a GenBank genome assembly.
GAAUAAGUGAUUAUAUGGCGGCAGGACAUUCCCCGAACCACUUAUGAUCCAUGAACUCGACUGACGUCGGGGGCGAUUGUUACGGAUUUGGGCGCGACUGCCGGGACUAAAAGCCGCGACCGAACCUCCGAAUAUGAUUGCUUUCAAAUAACCCACGAGCGCCCGACACUUGUUGAUUCUUUCAUACCGGUCAUUCCAUUGUCCACUAUCUUCAAAAUGUCGUCAGCUACUACCAUGCAGGCCUUGAACUAUCUCGGACCGUACAAGGUUCGAGUAGAGGAGGUUGAGAAGCCUAAGAUAGAGCAUCCGGAUGAUAUUAUUGUCAAAGUCACCACCGUGAGUAACCAUUCCACAGGAGAACUCUUGCUUGCGCUGUGGAAGAUUGACCGGAAAUCAAGGCUGCAAUCUGUGGCUCAGACCUGCAGUAAGUAUAGGGUGUGCGGGGUGAAUGCGAACACCGAGAAAAUGGCACAUGGAACUUAUUAGAUUGCAGCAUGUACGAAGGAAGAACCGCUGCUGAGCCGGGCAUUACCUUUGGUAUGUCUGUCUUUAUGUCACGCGUGAGUAAAAUUUGCUGACCAAAGUCAAGGCCACGAGAACAUGGGUAUUGUCGAAGAGCUAGGCGAGGGUGUCACGUUGUUGAAAAAAGGUGAUCGCGUUGUCAUGCCCUUCAAUGUUGCGGACGGCCGAUGCCGGAACUGCGAGGAAGGAAAGACCGCUUUCUGUACAGGUGUCAACCCGGGGUUUGCUGGUGGUGCCUAUGGCUACGUGGCAAUGGGGCCCUAUCGAGGAGGCCAAGCACAAUAUAUUCGCAUUCCCUACGCAGACUUUAAUGCUUUGAAACUGCCACCUGGCAAGGAGCACGAGUCUGACUUCAUUCUUCUGGCCGACGUCUUCCCCACCGGCUGGCACGGUGUGGAAAUCUCUGGCUUCCAAUCGGGUGAAAGCAUUGCAGUUUUCGGAGCUGGCCCUGUUGGGCUUAUGGCUGCCUUUUCAGCAGUUCUGCGAGGCGGGUCCAACAUUUAUGUUGUAGAUCGUGUCCCCGAGCGAUUGAAGGCUGCCGAGAAGAUCGGCUGCAUACCGAUCGAUUUUACCAAGGGCGACGCUGUCGACCAAAUCAUUGCCCACAACGGAGACAUGGUUGAUCGUUCAGUGGAUGCCGUCGGUUACCAGGCUGUGAAUCCCAACGGAUCUUCUGAGAAGCCCAAUAUUGUACUUGAGAACAUGAUCCGCGUCACUCGGGCUUGUGGUGGACUGGGCAUUGCUGGUCUUUAUGUACCUAGGUACGAUAUUCUCCCACUAGCCAGCGAUGAUUUGAUCUGACUGACCAAUUUAAAC